This is a messenger RNA of Parnassius mnemosyne (clouded apollo), 3282 nucleotides long. Lineage: Eukaryota; Metazoa; Arthropoda; Insecta; Lepidoptera; Papilionidae. The record is from the annotation of a GenBank genome assembly.
GUUUGAGUUUGAUUAUAAUGGUGAUAUGGUGAUUUAGGUAUUUUGAUAAGUUCUUCAUGAAUUGCAGUACUGACCACUGAUCAAACGUGCUAUUAGUAAUACUACACGUUAUUAUAAUACGUGUAGAUACAUUUAUUUUGCGGUUUGCCAUUUGGCAAUUCGCGACAGUUCGAAAUGGAGUAUUGCCCACCGAACGUAACCUUGACGGAGAUAUGGGUAGACCAUGGAAUAUCACAAUGUUUUAUGGAAACAGUUUCUGCGAUAUUCAUUGGAGGAUUUCUUCUUGUAUUUGGGUUAUUCCAAAUAGUUAUGUAUAAGAGAUAUGCCACUGAAGUGGUAGAUGUUAGGUCUUCUAAAUGGUUUGCUGUACAAUUAUUUUUCACACUAUUUGUACCUAUUUUAGCAGUGAUAAGGUUCCUGUUACAGGCACUAGUGUUUAAGGGAGGACAUAUCUAUGGCUAUAUGAUUGUAGCUCUGGUAGUGACCCUUGUUGUAUUUCCGCUGUCAGCUUAUUUAGCUGUUUUAGAAAAACGCUAUUUGUUACCUUCUGUACCUCCGAGAGGUCAUGGUUUUGUGCUACUUGUGUUUUGGGCCAUGAUAUUUGUAUCAGAGAAUCUAUCAUUUUUGAAUCUUAACAAGGAAGGAUGGUGGUGGCAUCUGAGGAAUCUACAAGAUCGCCUAGAGAUGUCGCUUUUUGUGGGACGUUACGUAUCGUGCAUGAUAAUGUUCAUACUUGGAAUGAAGGCUCCAGGCAUCAUGCACCAAUUUGAGUGUUUAGAAAAUGAGGAUGGCCCCCGCAGAAACUUGCCGUCUAGGGAUGACAACAGGUCGACGUUCCGCAAUGUUUUUGGAAAACUACGCACACUGCUGCCGUUCCUAUGGCCCCGAAAGAGUGUGCAGUUACAGAUUUACGUACUAAUAUGCAUCUUGGCGCUGGUUGCUGGACGCGCGGUCAAUCUUUAUGUACCGAUUUAUAACAAGAAAAUAGUGGAUAGUUUAUCCAUACCUCCGAUACACUACCGAUGGGAUCUGGUCGUUAUUUACGUAUUGUUCAAAUUCCUGCAAGGAGGAGGCACCGGAGGGAUGGGACUCCUGAACAAUUUGCGAUCAUUCUUAUGGAUAAAAGUACAGCAAUACACUACGCGAGAGCUGCAGCUAGAGCUGUUUAGACAUCUCCAUGAUUUACCUCUCAAAUGGCAUCUAUCACGGAAGACCGGUGAGGUCCUUAGAGUGAUGGACCGGGGUACAGACUCCAUUGACAAUCUCCUAUCGUAUAUACUGUUCUCAAUCACACCAACACUAGUGGACAUUGUGGUGGCAGUCGUUUACUUUGUGUCACAGUUCAACGCCUGGUUCGGAUUAAUCGUUUUCUCCACUAUGGUGUUAUAUAUUGUUGCGACAAUAAUGGUAACGGAAUGGCGUACGAAGUUCCAGCGUCGUAUGAACCUCGCGGACAAUGAACAGAAGGCGCGCUCUGUUGAUUCGUUGCUGAACUACGAAACGGUCAAAUAUUAUGGGGCUGAGGGCUACGAAGUAGUCUCAUAUAGAGAGGCUAUUGUUAAUUAUCAAAAAGAAGAAUUUAAAUCGUUACUAACACUCAACAUGCUAAACACAAUACAAAAUAUUAUAAUCUGUGGAGGGCUCUUGGCGGGGUCAUUACUGGCUGUGUCUAAGGUUGUAAAUACACAAGAUCUAACCAUUGGUGAUUAUGUACUUUUCGCAUCUUAUAUCAUACAGCUCUAUGUGCCAUUGAAUUGGUUCGGCACAUAUUACAGAGCGAUCCAGAAGAACUUCGUGGACAUGGAAAACAUGUUCGACCUGAUGCGCGUAGACUCGGACGUGCGCGACGCGCCAGGCGCGCCCGAUUUAGCCGUGCGACAUGGCGGCAUCGAGUUCAAGCACGUCUCCUUCGGCUACGGGCCCGAGAGGCUCGUGCUUAACAACGUUAGCUUCAGAGUCGCGCCUGGCUCUACUGUCGCGCUGGUGGGGCCCAGCGGUGCAGGCAAGUCAACGGUGAUGCGACUGCUGUUCCGGUUCUACGACGUGAACGAAGGCGCCGUGCUGGUGGACGGGCAGGACGUGCGCACUGUGACGCAGGCCUCGCUGCGCGCCAACAUCGGCGUUGUGCCGCAGGACACCGUGCUCUUCAACAACACCGUGCGGUAUAACAUACAGUACGGGCGCCUGGAUGCACCAAUCGCUGACGUUAUAUCAGCUGCUAAAAAUGCGGAUAUACAUGACCGUAUCUUGACGUUCCCAGAUGCGUAUGAUACGCAGGUGGGAGAAAGAGGUCUUCGUCUCAGUGGCGGUGAAAAGCAAAGAAUAGCGAUUGCGCGGACUUUGCUCAAGGACCCUGCGAUAGUGCUAUUAGAUGAAGCCACAUCCGCCUUAGACACAAACACGGAAAGAAAUAUUCAGGCGGCGUUAGCUCGCGUGUGUGCGAAUAGGACUACACUUAUUAUAGCACACAGGCUCUCCACGAUCAUUCAUGCAGAUGAAAUUCUUGUCCUCAAGGAAGGUGAAAUAAUCGAGAGAGGAAAUCAUGAAGCGCUAUUAGCGCAAAACGGGUUCUACGCUUCAAUGUGGCAGCAACAGUUGGAAAACCGAAAUAGCAUUAACAACACAGAGGGCAACAACAACAACAACAACGACAACGAAACCCGACCAGCAAACCAAAACAACGGCCUAGCAAUGUUCGGCCACGGUCACGGUCACUAAUUUAUACCAGUGUGUGUGUUUUAGGGUUACAAUCCACUUGUAGUAAUUGACCACACCUCAACAGUAAUAAAGGCGUCUUUUAGGUAAUUUCAUAUCUGAAUGUAACAUAGUAUAGGUACAAGGAGCAACAUAUUUUGCUCUUAAUUUAAAUGCAUUAAAGUUAUGUGAUUAUAGUUGAUAAUAGAGGAUUUGUAAUGCUAAAACGCCGCUGAUACAAGUGAGUUGCAACCUUAAAAGUUAGAGGUGCUACUUGAUAAGUAAUUUUUCGUAAACGUGGAUCAAAAAACAUACGAUAGUGUAACCGGUUCGAAUUUUAUUCACAAGGGAGUACCAUUAGUUUGUAAACGACAUGACUGAUCGGUUCUAAGUAGCGCUUUGUAACUAUAUUGUAUGUGACAAGUUUAGACACACAUGUAAAUACACGGCACAACAUGGAAUAAACUGAAUGUAUACAUAAGUUGACAUGGUGAUGAUGUAACUAUAAUGUACCUCGGAGUAUUAAUAAUUAUAUUGUGAUGGGAAAUUUUAUGUGCAAUUCAGUGUUAAUAAAUGAAGUUUUUAUUU